Megalops cyprinoides (Indo-Pacific tarpon) is the source of this 672-nucleotide messenger RNA. RefSeq lists its product as uncharacterized. Gene Ontology annotation, biological process: regulation of transcription by RNA polymerase II. The coding region runs from base 1 to 672 and encodes 223 amino acids. Lineage: Eukaryota; Metazoa; Chordata; Actinopteri; Elopiformes; Megalopidae. Gene Ontology annotation, molecular function: DNA-binding transcription factor activity, RNA polymerase II-specific; RNA polymerase II transcription regulatory region sequence-specific DNA binding. The transcript has 4 exons. The record is from RefSeq and is a predicted model, not a curated record.
AUGAAUUCCUUAUACUUCUGUGGAGGAGCAAAUGGUUGUACAAGCGCCUAUCCACUGCAAGGCGUCAACUCCCUAGCUGUUUUUUACGAUUUACACCACCAGAUGGCGGGACAAUACCAAAGUGGCUCCACAGGUAGUCCCUCGUCGAUUCACGCUUUCUCGGUUGCCGAGAGGCUGGCAGAGCUGAUCCUGGAGGCUCGCUAUGGAAACCAGCAGAAGCAGCGGCGCAGUCGCACGGCCUUCUCGGUCUCCCAGCUGCAGGCUCUGGAGAAGGCCUUCCAGCAGACACAAUACCCAGACGUGGGCAUGAGAGAGAGACUGGCUGUCUGCAUCAACUUGCCUGAGGCCCGUAUCCAGGUGUGGUUCAAAAACCGACGGGCCAAGUACCGCAAGGGCCAGCGAAGUGCCCCACCUCACAGGGAACCAGGAGUGGAAGAACCCCAUCACCAACAGGAAGGAAGGGAAGAGGAUCGGAUGGAAAAUGCAGACUCCAAACCAGCCAGUGGUGUUUCUCCAUUCAGGGCUGUUAGCACCAGUCCCACCACCACUGGCCGUGGAGAUACCAGCCACAGCCCAGUUCUUGGUGUUACAGCAUCGGGUAAAAGCAGCAGUCCCUCCCUACAAAUUGCCAGUCCCAGCAUGACCCUGCCUCUUCCCCACCGUGACCUGUAG